Molecule: messenger RNA, 7780 nt
Organism: Bursaphelenchus xylophilus (pine wood nematode)
Lineage: Eukaryota; Metazoa; Nematoda; Chromadorea; Rhabditida; Aphelenchoididae
Source: the annotation of a GenBank genome assembly
AUGGACUUGAAGGUUAAUAUUGCCGCACGGGUCGAGCCGAUGAGUUCGGUGCGGGAAAAGGCCGUUCGUGCCUGGGUUAUGACCACACCCGAUCAGCUGAGUGGCGGCUCCGGACGCAGUCGAAAAAGUUGUUACAAUGUAGAUGAGGAGGAAGAGGAGGAUAAAGGUGUUGUAAUGUGAGUUUAAAACAGAUCGUAUAAGAGCUGACGGGAAUUGUAAAUUGCCUAUAGAUCAUGCAUAAAGGCUUCUACGGUCGUUUCAACGUUUUUUAGGCAUAUGUGUCUCUAUAGACUAGUGGAUAGUGUGGUUGACUGGACAUUGAAAUGUCGCGGGUUUGAGUCCGGCUGGGCAAAAAAGGCAAUCUCAACUUUUUGGCGGGAAAAUAAUGAGCACGCGUCGCUGAAAUGAAAGACAAUUUUGUUUUGCCUCGACAAAAAUUCAUAUUCUCGGCGGUAAGACGAUUUUGGAUGAGACAGAGUGCUCAUUAUUUUCUCGACAAAAAGACCCAAAAAUUUUAAGCGUAUUUUACAAAUCAGAUUUGGUAACUUUUGGUAUAUCAUAUUCCAUAUUCGGCGAGGGGGUUUUAGCUACUAUACAGGGUGGUUCAGCUAAGUUCGCGGAUGUAAAAUGCUUAUAACUUUAUAGGACUGUUCAAUUUUUAUGAGCAAUAGCUCAUUUUAUUCCUUAGUAGUUACCAUUUUGUUUAAAAAAAGGAUCAUUAAAAAUGAUCAAUCCUACGUCGAGUUAUGACCCUUCAAAGUAAAACAUGCUUUUUCACGCUUCAAUCUGAAAAUUUCCGAAAAAUCUCGAAAAUCGCUUAUAACUUUCGACCGGUCGAUAAUUGUAAAUUGUAAGUUGGCUUCAGAAGUCAUAGAAUUUUGCGUAGAAUACGAUGGAAUAAAAAAUGUAGAGAGCAACAAGGCUGCAGAUAUAUUCCUACACCUCUCUCCACAGCUUACACAGUUUUUUUCUCCUCUUGUGGGGCCCCAAAGGUCUCCACAACUUUAUAUUCAAAAAAUACCCCAAAGGUCUCCACAACUCCCACAGAAAUUAGCAUAAACCAACUCAUAUAAAAGGAACGUCUCGUCACCAAUUAUUAGAACAUAAUCUCAUUUCUCUUCUCGGUGUGGUCUUCUCAAUAAACUUUGUUCCUAAACCUGUGUCUAUCCUCGAUACCUAUCUACGUUUGCCGCACCACCACACACCAAAUUCCACGUAUAUCUAGUACAAACCCAUCUUUGAUCCCAUUGCUCUCCACCUUCCGACUUGACCUCAUCAUAACCUUCUCAAACCUCUCUUCCACAUCAUCUUCAAUCGGCAUUCAAACGCACACAUGUGUACUCUAAAGUGAACACUCUUACGCAAACGUCUCAAAGCCGCCCUCAGGGCAGGACGUUGUAUUCGAAUGUUUCCGGUGUUUUGACUUGGGGUUUAUUUUUCUCCAAAUUCCUGGAGCCCAAAACAUCUGGCCCGCAAAACGUUCCGCUUCUUAUCGGUCCUUCAUUAUCAGCAUCUGCGGAGAAUGUACGGGCUGAGCAUGUCGGUGGAUGUGGACGAGGAGCGCCGCGGGCCGUGGCAGAAGACUGUCAAGGCGCGCAAACAAUCGAGGUCGGUGGUUUGCCGUCUUAAAAUUGGGUCCUAAAAUUAACUCCCAAGCCUUAAUUAAGAGUUUAUUAAUGUUGGGGAGAGAGUGGAGGAGAAUUUAGUCUCUUUUCUGCAAGCUUAGCGGGUUGGCUUGAUAAAUAGUCCGUUCGUUAAGUCUAUGGAGUACUUUUUUGGCGUUUGCACUGUGCGAAAAAAAUCAAGCCACCGUCCGAAAAAGUCUAUUGCACGGUGCAAAAAGCAAAAAAUUGCACAUGCAAAAUAAACUUUUUUCUCACAGGGCACGUUGCCGAAAUCAUGCCCUGUGAGCCGACUCGAAUUUAUCUUUUCCAGAAUAAAGCUUAUUAGAAAGUGCGUAAACUUUUUUUGGUAUUUUUGCCGUACCACACAUUGCAAGUUGCAUGUUUUUCGUAGAGAGAGCUAGAUGUAUGGCAUAGUAAAGUAUGAGAGCCUCUAAAGUCAGUAGUCUUAUUAAUUCCGAUUUUUAACCAGCUAGUCUUGAGCAAUAGCUCAAAGAAACAUCUCUACACAAUUUUUUGACAUGCGUCUUACCAAGGAUCCUUCCCGCCUAGGAUAACAUAAAAAUUUCCGUGGUUUUUACAUUUUAAUUUUGGCAGCAAUCUUCCGGGCGGUUUUUGCGAGAUUCGGCCUCAAAGUUUCAAUACUUACUAGAGUACUCAUAAAAAAGUAGUUACAAAUUUUUCGCAAUGUGCAAUUGGAUGACGGAUUUACAAUCGUUUUUAACACCACUGGCACAUUGAAAACGCGUGUCAUCUCUUUUCUGGACACACAGAGAUUUAUCUGUCUGUCGGAAAAAUAUUGGCGGGUUGCCGUGCCUUGAAAUCGCCAAUCAGCGCUUCGCCACGGCAAGCCGAAGCUGGAGAUUUGAAGUGCGACUGCGCCGUUUUUUUGACGAGGCAAAGCAUUCCUCACUAUUUUCCCGACAGACCGACAAAAUUUCAUCCACUUCUAGGUUGCUUUAGAGAGCUCCUUCUUUCAUAAUCCAACCCCAUCUUUAUUAAUUUCCCGUCCAACUCGCCCCCAGACCCAUCCUGAUCUCCAUGGAAUUUGCUGGUUGUCCCAAAAAUUUCCUCAUUUCCCUGGAUUGCCCUUUUCCGAAAUCUCAUUUGCGGAAGGGGUGGGGUUUCUUCGGCGACUGUUUUUUGCAAAACGGAGCCAAUUUUGUGUUUACAUCGUAUCUAAAAUUUCAAACAUCCUAUCUUCUCUGAUAUCAUCAUUCAUUUUCUUCUAUGUUUGGCUGGCAAAAUUCGGGGCGAGAUGGUGACGAUGACGAGCGCUCGGCUCGCUCCAUUGUCAUCUAUCUCAACGAGAAGACGAAAAGUAAAACGUCGUUGUGUUCGUGUUUUAAGAAGGACAAGGUUAACACGGUCACAAGGUAAUCGUUGUUGUGGCAUUUUUAUCAGGUCGUCGGGAAAAUAAUGAGCACUCAAGCCGAUCGUAUCGCUGAAAUGAAAAGCAAUUUGAUUUCCCCGUGACACAAUUCAUUUCCUCGGCGGCGAUGCGAUUUUCGUUGCGACAGAGUGCUCAUUAUUUUCCCGACAGACUGAUAUAUGCAGCCACGUAGUGGUUUUAAUUCAAAGUUGAGUCUUGGGACCUUGAAAAUUGUUUUGUUGCAGACAGGUUUUGUUUUCUCAGAAUUUCUUUGUCUCAGAGAUUUGACUUUGAGGUGCUAGUACACAGUCUGUCUGGAAAAUAAUGUGGAUUUGGCGCAGCAAAAAGUCUCGUCUCGUAGCGGUUGUGCGCAAAAUCUCCAGCCUCGGCAAGCUGAUGAUGGGCGAUUCCUAGGAGCUAGACAAAACUACAUUAUUUUCCCGACAGACUGGUAAUGCCUAUUUAAAGCACAAUUUCUCUGUUUUUUCGAAAAGAAAUAGUCUUUUUCCCGAGCCUACAGCACGUGGCUAACAAACAAAUUGACUAAUUUUAUAUAUAUAUAUCUAUGUACGCUUCGUAUAGCCUUUGUCCUUGUUGAAAGGCCCAUUUUGUAGUCCAUUGUUCUAAAAUUUCUCUUCUUUCCUAACUACGCCUCCUCAAGGCCAAAGAACAAAAUUAGAGAAAGCGAAAGCUCUAAUAGCGAUUUGUUAGCAUGUCGGGAAAAUAUUGAGCAUAAUAUCGCUGGCCGAGAGCGCCGCUGAAUUGAAAAGAAAUUUGGUUUUUUCACAAGACAAUUCAUUUUCUCGGCGAUGCGAUUUUGCUGCGACAGAGUGCUCAUUAUUUUCCCGACAAACUGAUAACUCUCGCUGUAAUUGUAAAUGCAGCGGUAAAGUAAUCAAAAAAACUUAUUCUAUAGCGCCAAUAGAGCCCUAGCUCAUGCUACUAGCUAACAACAGACAACAUUAUGCUCAAAAAACCCUUGUAUUUUUUCAGUAUGUCGCCCCUCGCCAACGGGCAUCACAACCCAUCGUCGUUGAUGCUGGGCGGCGUGAAGGACACAUCAACCGACUCCUCGUCGAUAGCCAUCCGCGGCGGCGAGUUCGUCCCAGAACUGGGCCAACCCAGUCUCUCCGACGACGAGAUUGUCACCAUCAACGUGGCGGGAAUGAGAUUUCAAACCAUGGAGUCGACCCUGCGACGAUUUCCGUGCUCAGUACUGGGAUGUCCGGCAAAACGGAAACGAUAUUGGAAUUCCACAACAAACGAGUACUUUUUUGAUCGGCACAGGCAAAGGUAGGCAACAAUUUGUCUAGGUUUUACGGCCGGGUGAACGAAAUGUCACAAAAUUUUUUUCUAUAACUCGUCGGAAAAUCAAUUUGCAACAGUUUGAAAGUGUCAAAUAGCUAGCAAAAUACAUCCUAAUCAGCCCAAAAAUUAUUUUUACAUUCCUUUCUUUAUGUGGGAAAGCAAAAAAAUUUUGUGACAUUUUGUCCACCGAGCCGUAAAAUCGAGAUUCAAAUGUGUAAUAGCUAUUUUGGUCUUGUAAAAAAAUCGCAUUACGUCCGUAUUUUACAACAAAUUCCACGAAAAAAUUUAUGCUUCGGAGGCGUUCUUUGGCGUUUCUCUCCGAGCGCUUUGACUUCCGGCUUGGCUAUUGCCCUUCCUCGCAUGGUCAAACUCCGCAUAAUCCGUGAAUUUUGCCUUUCAAAAGCAAAGUUUUAUUUACUUCCGGAAAAAAGGAGGAACACAACGAUAUAAAGGAGUCAAAGUUCAGUAAAAUGACUGUCUAUCAGUGGGUCGGGAAAAUAAUGUGGAUUUGUCGCGGCUUGGAAUCGCCCAUCAGCGCUUUGCAAGGGCUUGUCGCGGCAGGAUUUUGUGUGACGAAGCGAGAGAUUUUGCUGCGACAACUCCACAUUAUUUUUCCCAACAGUUUGAUAGGUGAUCAAUUAAAAUAUUAAAAUUUAAUUUCUACAAGCUAUGAUUCAAAAUUGAGCGCCCCACUUAAAGCACCUUCCCUAUCAACCAAAAAACACAUCACUAGCACUGAUCAAAGAUCUCUCAAUUUCAGCUUCGAAGCAGUUCUGCACAUCUACCAGACGAACGGCCAAGUGAUCCGACCGGAAGCUGUCCCCAUUAACUUAUUUUUACGCGAAUUAAAAUUCUAUGAAUUUGAUAACGAUGUAAUGUCCAACUUCUGGGAGUCGGAGGGCUAUCAAAAGCCAGCCGAAGAGGAGAUGCCGAAUGGGAAAGUGAAGCGAAAAAUCUGGGAGCUCAUGGAGCACCCCGACUCCUCCAUUGCUGCGAGGAUUUUGGCGUUCAUUUCGAUGUUUGUUAUUACUGUGUAAGUGGGAAAUACUGCUACUAUGUUGUCUAAAAAUACUUACAUUUUUUGACGCUACGACUUUUUGGGCCAGCGGCAGUUCGGGUCAAUGAUGGUUCGUUGUUUUAUGCAAGGGGGAGGCUAGGAGAACGCUUAGUUAGUAGAAAUAAUAGGAUCCAUCGGGUCUUAGGAUAUCUUAUCACCUAUUUUGAGGAAUUUUACAUGUACUCACACCAAUAAUAUCUAGAAAAAAAGUUAUGGAUCUUUGUUUUUUGCAGCAAGCUUUGGUCUUUUCUAUCUUACAAAAACCCAAGGAAAGAAAACAAAGGUUUGCAAUAGCUCAAGUAAGAAAAUGAGGUCGUACUUAUUCACCCUGCAUCCACUGGCUUUUCCAGGCCUCUUAGACACUCGCUACAAGCUUUUUUGGUCUUCAACUACCCAUGCCCCGUAUCAAUCGAUUUUGUGUUAUAAUAAAUCGGUCAUCAGCCUAAAAGUCGGGACACGAACUUUUCUGUUCCCUUACGGUUCGUGGUACAGCGAGUUGACUGUAUUUAUUAUAAUUUCAAAAACUCAAUCAAAUAAUGCGUACAUAUUUCAGUUCGAUCAUAUCGUUUUGCUUGGAAACAAUUCCGGACUUCAAGGAGUCGGAAAUGACGUCGCGUCAAUGGUCCUCGCCCUUCUUCUUCAUCGAGUUCGUUUGUUGCAUCUGGUUCUCCGCUGAGCUUAUUGUCCGUUUCAUCAGCUGUCCAGACAAGAUCAAAUUCUGCAAGUCAUUUCUGAACUUGCUCGACUUCAUCGCUGUGGUACCGUUUUUCUUCAACUUGAUAUGGUAAGGAGUUAUGACGCUUUUUCUAUAAUGAGCACUCUGUCGCAGCUAAAAUCGCAUCGCCGCCGAGAAAAUGAAUUUUGUCGAGGAAAAAUCAAAUUUCUUCGGCGCAGCGAAAUUUUGCUCGUUCUCUCCCCGACAGCCUAAUAGUAUACAUGUUUUUUCCACCUACACGUGCUCAAUUUCAGGUCCGGCGAUGAGGAAAACAGCCACGAGUCCAAGUCUUCCAUUUCCUUCUCCGUUCUGCGGGUAAUCCGAUUGGUUCGAGUGUUCCGCAUCUUCAAAUUGAGUCGUCAUUCGGUGGGGCUGCAAGUGCUGGGCAAGACGUUCCGUGCCUCCAUCCAGGAGUUCUGCCUUCUCAUCUUCUUCAUGGUGAUCGCAUUGGUCCUGUUCUCCUCCGGGAUGUACUUUGCGGAGCAGAACGAACCAAACUCCAAGUUUACGUCGAUUCCGGCCUCCUUCUGGUUUGUCAUGGUAUGUGGUAACGGUUGCACUUAUUUUUUAUGUUUCUUUUUUGAAAUAUACAAUGCUCUUACCUCGUAAUUAUUAUCAAUUUUCAGGCAACAAUAACAACGGUCGGCUUUGGCGACUUGGUGCCGACAAGUCCCCAAGGGAAGGUGGUUGGGUCCUGUUGCGCUUUGAUUGGUGUCCUCACUCUUGCUCUCCCAGUACCAAUCAUUGUAAGUAAACAUAUAUCUUGUUGUUUAUUUUCAUAAAGUUCAGGAACGUUUGUUUUUUUUCACAGUGCAUUUUGAACUUUUUCCCACGCCUGUCGCCAAUGCACAGUGCAUUUCUCUUUUCGCACAGUGCAAAUCUCAAAAAAGGCGUUUGCACGUUUGCACUUGUGUAUGUCGCAGCGAUAUUUCAAUGCACAGUGCGAAAACGAAAAAAAGUAAAAUGCACGGUGCAAAAUGGGUGGGUAAAAAACCUUUUUUUUGCACGGUGCAAACCGCGAUAAAAUUCCCAUCAACUUGAUGAAAAUACAAAUAAAUCUCCCUGUGUCCGGAAAAUGUGUCACGAUGACAUCUGUUACAAACUGUGCCAGCGGUAAAAAACGGUUGCAUAUGGCUAAGAGUACUUCCCAGAGCACGUCAAAAAAUUUCUGACAUAGUAAAGGUCAUCAUAGCUGAAAAAAUCCAGAAAAUCCGUCAUCCAAAUUGCCCAUUGCAAAAGUUGUGAACCUAAAUCUUUUGUGGGUACUCUAGGGAGUACAAACAGACAUAUAAAGCCGGUGUUUAUACCAUUGCCACAAUUUAAAUUGAUGUCAUCGUGACACAUUUUCUGGACAAGGAUUUAUAGGGUCCUAAAGUUAUAUAAGUCAGAAACCAUCCGUCAAAAAUCCCAUUGAACAAUUCAGAACCGACUGUAACACUGUAUUUUUCCAGGUUGCCAACUUCAAACACUUCUACCGCCAAGAAUGUCGUCUCGCCGCGCUUUAUGCUCAAAAUUUGAGCGAAAUCGAGGAAAUUCAAGCGCUAAAAGACGUCGAAGCCAACAACCAUCCCCUAAAAGAGGGCGCCAUCGGCAUCAACUCAAACAAUAAACCGGAAAUGAACAACAUCAAGACCAUCUCCUACAACAACAACCAGCCCAGCAAGGUCAUGGUGAAUAUCAGCGAAGAGCCGGAGCAGAACAGCUAA